AUGUCUGCGACCAAUACUUCCGAAUCGGGACCCGCUGUUGGUAGCGAGGUUUCCCCCUCAUCACCGCUGGAAGCACCGGCUCCUGCUUUCGCUGCUCCAGCUGUUGGUCAAGAUUUACCCCCGUCCUCGACGCGGACAUCGUUUACGCGUGUUGACCACGAGGAAGAGCAGCGGCAGCGCACGCAACCAUCGUCAUCGCUGGCACACGACCCAUUAACACAACCCGCUGUUCCCACACAACCAGACCCAAUGAGCGAGGAUACCUUGGGAGACGACAAAGCUCCACCUCUGACAUCGCCGCCUUCCCAGGACCAGCAGGACCUCAAAGUGGAUAGCGAUUCUCCGGCUUUACCAGAACUCACAAUGGACGAACAACCCGUGCCGCAGACACCUCAGACAUAUCUCACAUUUCUGCUCAUUUCUGGAAAGCGGCGGACGAUGUCUUUUGAGCCUGAAACGGCGGUUGGCAGGGUCAAAGAGCUUGUGUGGAACUCAUGGCCAGCGGAUUGGCAAGACGACAGACCACCAGCGCCAUCAUAUCUCCGUGUUCUAUACCUUGGGCGGAUGCUGCAAGAUGACGAGAGCCUGGCAAGGUUGCGACUAGACGAUACGCUGCCUACUUACACGCCCCAACAACCAUCUUCCUCUUCAUCUCCUUCAGCAGCUGCACCGAUACCAACGAUUAUGCACUUAUCUAUUCGACCUUACGCACCGCCAAAUGAUGGCGAUGGGCUCAAGAAAAAGAAAAGAAGGGGUCAAGAUGUUUAUCGAAUUAUUUUGGAAUAG
Molecule: messenger RNA, 786 nt
Organism: Psilocybe cubensis
Lineage: Eukaryota; Fungi; Basidiomycota; Agaricomycetes; Agaricales; Agrocybaceae
Exons: 5
Coding region: 1-786 (261 amino acids)
Molecular function (GO): protein binding
Source: RefSeq, a predicted model, not a curated record